This is a messenger RNA of Lycium barbarum (goji berry), 1100 nucleotides long. RefSeq names its product heavy metal-associated isoprenylated plant protein 32-like. The record is from RefSeq and is a predicted model, not a curated record. Gene Ontology annotation, molecular function: metal ion binding. The transcript has 3 exons. The coding region runs from base 254 to 787 and encodes 177 amino acids. NCBI's taxonomy places the organism in Eukaryota, Viridiplantae, Streptophyta, Magnoliopsida, Solanales, Solanaceae.
UUCUUAAGACAUAUUCGACAGAAGUUACAGAGUCCGACCGAACCUGCAAACAAUACUCUAGCUCCGCCCCUAUUCCCAUGCAUUUUUUAAUUGUGAACUAAUUGUAAAUCCAUUUUACAUAAUCAUUAUGCAUGCAGCAAGCAAGAAAAAGAUUCUUGAAUGUUUUAAAUAUUAAUAGUAUGUAUAUAUCGUUAUUCUCGCUGAUCUUGUUUUUUAUAUUUACCAGUUGUUUAGACACCAGCAAAUAAUUUCAAUGGAGCCCUUUGCAGACGUGAGUUGCAAUUUGAAAGUGAACAUCCAUUGCGAUUCCUGCAAGAUGAAGAUGAUGGAAGUGCUACACUCUAUACGAGGAGUGUAUGCAUUGACAAUAGAUGCAGAAACAGGAAUAGCAAAUGUUUGUGGAGAGGUGGAUCCAAACAGAUUGUUAGCAGCAUUGGCAAGGUCAGGGCAACAUGCAGAACUAAUAAAUGUGAAAUUGAAGCAUCCAGCUCUUAGUAAUCCAAGAAGUCAAUAUGGACACAAUAAUUAUGACCAUGGCCAUGGCUAUAAUAACUACAAUAAUGCACUUGAUGGACCCCUUGGCUACAACCAUUCAAAUGCAUUGAAUGAGCCAAGCUCUUACUAUCCUACUAGAAGAGCCAUGGUUGAUCAACCUUACUAUGGUUCGAGCUAUCGCAACUCUUCUCCUCAUGCUGAGUACUGUGGAUCAUCGUCGUACCUGCAACAGCCUCUGAUCAUGGAUCAUGUCAUAAGAGAAGAACCGAUGAAUUGGUGCAGUAUUAUGUGAUGAGGAGGUGGAUCUUAGAUGUAGACUUAACGAGUUUAACAUUUAAGAUUUUAGCACCGAACUCGUUGUACUUUUAAAAAGACGGUUUAGAAUCUACUGUUUAUUGAAAAUUUAGCACUGAACUCAUUGUAUUUUUGAAAUGCUGGUUCAGAAUUUAUGUACUAUUUGUUGAAAUUUUAGUGAUUUUUCAUAGGUAUAUCUAUGUUAUGUGUUUAGUCGGACCCAAUGAAUGUUUUAUUUAACGGUUUGUAGUUAUGGUCUUUGAUUGGUUUAACCUUUAAGAUUUUUAGCACUGGACUCAUUGUACUUUUGA